CUCUAGCUCGGGCGUUUUCACUCCCUCAGGCCGGGCUAGCGAUCCGGUUUCCUAUCCUUAAAUGACGGUGGUGGCAGUGCCUCAGAGUCUGUCGCGCUGUGACCUGCGGUGGUCGUGGGAGUCGUAGGAAGGAUUCAGAGAGACCCAGGAAACCUAAAAAUGGACUCAGUGACCUUUGAGGAUGUGGCUGUGAACUUCACCCUGGAGGAGUGGGCUUUACUGGAUCCUUCACAGAAGAAACUCUACAGAGAUGUGAUGCGGGAAACAUUGAGGAACCUGGCCUCAGUAGGAGAAAAAUGGGAAGAUCAUGACAUUGAAGAUCAGUACAAAAACCAGGGGAGAAAACUAAGAAGUCAUGUGGUAGAGAGACUCUGUGAAAGUAAAGAGGGUAGUCAGUGUGGAGAAAAAUUCAGCCUUAUUCCAAAUCUCAAUCUGAACAAGAAAACUACUGGAGUGAAACCACGUGAAUGCAGUACAUGUGGAAAAGUCUUUACGCGUCAUUCAUCCCUUAAGAGACACAUGAGCUGUCACACUGAACGUAAACCAUAUGAGUGUCAGAAACAUGGAGAGAAGCCAUAUAAAUGUAAGGAAUGUGGUAAAGCCUUUAGCUAUCUCCAAUUUUUGGAGGCACAUGAAAAAAAUCACAAUCGAGAGAAAAAAUAUAAAUGUAAGGAAUGUGGAAAAGCGUUCCAUUCCCGCGCAUCCUUUCAAACACAUGAAAGGAUUCACACAGGAGAAAAACCCUAUGAAUGUAAGGAAUGUGGGGAAGCUUUCAUGUGGAGCACAGCGUUUCGAAGACACAUGGUAACACACACUGGAGAUGCUCCAUAUACUUGUAAGGAAUGCGGGAAAGCUUUUAAUUGUUCCUCUUCAUUGCGAACACAUGAAACAACUCACAGUGAAGAGAAACCCUAUCAGUGUAAACAAUGUGGAAAAUUCCUUAGAUAUUAUCAUACUUUUCGAACACAUGAAAGGACUCAUACAGGAGAGAAACCCUAUGAAUGUAAGCAGUGUGGUAAAGCCUUCAGUUGUCCCAGUUCUUUUCGAAAACAUGAAAGAAUUCAUACUGGGGAAAAGCCUUAUGAAUGUAAGGAAUGUGGGAGAGCCUUCAGAGGUCUCUCAAGCCUUCGAGCACACAUGAUCACUCACACUGGAGAUGGACCUUAUAAAUGUAAGGAAUGUGAGAGAGCCUUCAUUUCUCCUAGUUCUUUUCGAAUACAUCAAAGGAUUCACACUGGAGAGAAACCCUAUGAAUGUAAACAAUGUGGUAAAGCCUUCAGUUACUAUAAUUCCUUACAAUCACACAGAAGAACUCAUACUGGAGAGAAACCCUAUGAAUGCAAGGAAUGUGGGAAAGCCCUCUCCCAUCACCAAACCUUAAAAAUACACAUGAGACUGCACACUGGAGAGAAACCCUAUGAAUGUAAACAAUGUGGUAAAGCCUUCAGAUAUUACCCUUCCUUUCACAAACACAAACAAAUUCAUACUGGAGGGAAACCCUUCGAAUGUGAACAAUGUGGUAAAGCCUUCAGUUAUUACAAUUCCUUACAGUCACACGGAAGAACUCAUACUGGAGAGAAACCCUAUGAAUGCAAGGAAUGUGGGAAAGCCCUCUCCCAUCACCAGACCUUAAGAGUACACAUGAGACUGCACACUGGAGAGAAACCCUAUGAAUGUGAACAAUGUGGUAGAGCUUUCAGAUAUUACACUUCCUUCCAAAAGCACAAAAGAGUUCAUACUGAGAAGAAAUUCUAUGAAUAAGGAAUAUGGAAAAGCCUUUAGUUGAUCAACUUCACUUUGAAAACAUGAAAGAAGCCACACUGGAGAGAAAGCCUGUCAGUGUAAACAAGGCGGGAAAGCCUUCAGAUAUUUUCAAAGUUUGAAAACACAUGAAAGGACUCCCAUAGAAGAGAAACCUUGUAAGCAAUGUGAUAAAUCCUGCAGAGAUUACACUUCAUUAGAAAUGCGCAAAAGAACUCAUACUGAAGAGAAACCCUGUGACUGUAAGGAAUGUGGGAAAGCCUUCAGAUGUUAUCAGAGGUUUUUUUUGAAGAUGUGAAAAAGAUCAGAGUGGAGGGAAUGUGGUAAACCCUUCAUUUGUCACAAACCAUUUGAAGACGUGUGAGAACACACACUGGAGAGGCACCAUAUAAAUGUAAAGAAUGUUGGAAAGCCUUGAGUCAUCCCAGUUCUGAAAGGAUGAAAGGACUCACUGGACAAAAACUCUUGAGUUAAACAGCCUGGGAAAGAGUUCAGUGAGCCCACAUCUUUACAUGUGAAAAAGAAUAUAAAUGUAAGUAACAUGAGAAAACUUGAUGGAAAUUAAUCUAUGUGUAACGUUCCAGAAAAUAGGAAAGAGUUGUUAUUAAAGUUGUAAAUAUGUUGUCUUUAUCAAGCCUCUUUUCUUAGAGUGCACCA
Eubalaena glacialis (North Atlantic right whale) is the source of this 2418-nucleotide messenger RNA. Its product is annotated as zinc finger protein 709-like. Gene Ontology annotation, biological process: regulation of DNA-templated transcription. The transcript is spliced from 4 exons. Lineage: Eukaryota; Metazoa; Chordata; Mammalia; Artiodactyla; Balaenidae. The record is from RefSeq and is a predicted model, not a curated record. Bases 160 to 1761 code for a protein of 533 amino acids.